Messenger RNA from Chara braunii, 1667 nucleotides. Lineage: Eukaryota; Viridiplantae; Streptophyta; Charophyceae; Charales; Characeae. The record is from the annotation of a GenBank genome assembly.
GGUGUCACUUUGAACGGCCGAAACCUCAACAUCGUGCAGACCGAGAGAUGUUCCUGAAGCUCGGCAAAAAGAGGGACUAUCUGUGGAGCUAUCUUUUCUGCAAUGCACCUGCAACACCAACAGAUGCAGAUUAUCUGCACCGUAAGGUGAUAGCGAUCCAGCAUCUACAAGGAUAUCACAACGCCAAAUGCGGUGCAAUUGAGAUAUUUCUGGGCCGAUGUGAACACUUGUGGUUUGAAAGGAAGCGAGACAAAAUUGAUGCCAAGGUUUACUACGAGGUAAUGGACGUUGGGGAGCAGUUUGACAUUAUGGACAGUGAGGAGGAGACAGAGGAUGAGGAGAUUGACCUGCCAUUGCCGGAUGCACAUCAAAAUGCAGUGAGAGACGAAACGCCUCCGCUGUCCGCUAUGGGUGAUGAACAAGCGAUGGAGGAAGAUGUUGGCGGCACUAUCGCGAGUACCAAGCCCGAUAAUGUGAUGCGUGGAACAACGCCGAAAACAGGUGGUGCAAUGGAAGGCAGCACAUCCAAGUGCGGCAUGAAGGAAGCUACCCCAAGAUUCGUUUCGCUGGUGAGGAGAGUUCGCAAUGACAUAGAAGGAGUGGCAGACGACGAGACUCAAAAUGUUGCACGUGCAGACAAGGAAUCGGUGGACGACCAAGAUGGGAUGGACAUAGACGAUGAUACCCUCUUUCACAUCCCGGACGACGUCCCCAAACAACUUGCACCGGUGUCAGGCGGCCACAAGUAUCAAGGCCUUGAGGGACACACAGGUGCAAGGAAGAAGAUCAAUUCAGCAGCAGCAGGAGKUGGUGGCGAGAGUGUGGCAGGCAAGGAAGGACAUCUUAGGAUGCAAAACGCAAUAGGAGAUGAGUUCAGUGAGCGGCCAUCGAGCACACCGCAACCAACACUUAGACCGUCAGAAGGCAUCAGUGCAGUGGGAGCCAGAAGUGAGACAACACCAACAGCAGGCGGGGAAGUUGUUGGUGAUGACGGGAAGGACGAAAAGAUUGAAGAGGACCAGCGACAAAAAGCAUCAGACGAAGAAGGGCCAAAAUUUCAGGCACAUGAGGUAGUGAAGGCGGUGCUAGGGAAUGUCGAUUCACAUUCCAAGCGGUCGCAAGGAACACACGAUACGACUGUCAUCACUGCACAGGCGCAAGGCACCGACGAAGACACAAGGGAGCAAAGUGCACAUGAGAAAGAUGGGGGGGAAGGACCAAUGCUUAUGGAAUGGACUGGUCCAGGAACGCAAAUAGUCUCGGAGUCAACCAUGGGAGAAAGGAGAGCUGACGUGGAGGGUGUCAGUGGGGCAGAGCAUGAAAAGGUUCCAAGCACGACAAACAGGGAGAGGGAGGAGGAAAAUGAGAAUGAAGAGGGGGCGAACAAGAGUCAGAGUGUGAUCAACUUGGUGGACCAGUCAGGUGAGAACGAAGAAACAUCUGACAAGGAAGAAGCGAAAGAGUCGGGAGAGGAGUCUCAAGAAAGAGAGCGUGAUUUGAGCGAAGCGAGUGAGGGAAUAUGCGGUAGAAAAAGAAAAGCAGGCAAGGAAAAAGAAGAAUGCAGAAUGCGACGUUCAAAAAGAGCCAGGGAGAAGAAAACACAGUACGACAUAUAAUGCUUGUGUGUACGUGAAUGUCAACUUGCAUUCACACUUGCCUGGGAUGUG